UCUGCCAUGGUGCCUGCUCUUCCGGUCGCCCUCGAGGGCGGGGCGGGGUCACGCCCUAAAAUACCGCGCCCGCUGGGCCGAACGCUUGAAAACCCGGUUUCCCGACGGCGGCGGCGCGGGCGCCGUGCGAACGAGGGCCCGGGUCCAGCACAGCCCCAAGGCUCGGCCUGAGGCGGGCGGCCUUGGCCGGGGCCCCCCGUGGUAAUGAGCUACGCGGUGCCCGCCGCCUGCCCAGCGCGGGCCGUUUCUCCUGACGCCGCCGGCGUCUGGUCGAGGCCCAGGAUUCCCUCCUGCCAGUGUGGCUGCGGCCCCCCACGGAGCGGGACCCGCGUUCGUGGCGCUUGGGACGGUUGAUUGAAAGGGUGUAGAAGUCUGUUGCGAAUUUUAUCUGUUGUACUCGUUUUGCAGAUUCGCCCCUUUCCUCCCGCCUGUGCGCGCAGUCACACACACCAUGUGGGAGUCUCUGAUCGCGUUGGGUUCAUAAUCAUCGAUCGUGCCUGGGUACUGAUGCCCCAUUGUUAGGAGCUCUGUGUAGGGCUGUAUGUUUGCACAGGACUCACGUGAGGAAGGGUGGCCACGUUUCUUUCUGCUCUGUGAGACUUAGGCCAAGCCCUGGAACUAGGGAGGAGGUUCAGGAAGAGACCCAUGAAGCUGGCGGGGCCUUGGAGAAGGGCAAGUGAUUUUCAAGCCUGCUAUGGGAUGGAUGAAGAAGAGAACCACUAUGUCUCGCAGCUCAGGGAAGUCUACAGCAGCUGCGACACCACGGGGACUGGCUUUCUGGACCGCCAGGAGCUGACCCAGCUCUGCCUUAAGCUUCACCUGGAGCAGCAGCUGCCCGUCCUCCUGCAGACGCUUCUCGGAAACGACCAUUUCGCCAGGGUUAACUUUGAGGAAUUUAAGGAAGGUUUUGUGGCUGUGUUGUCUUCAAAUGCUGGUGUUCGCCCCUCAGAUGAAGACAGUAGUUCUUUGGAAUCAGCUGCCUCCAGUGCCAUCCCUCCAAAGUAUGUGAAUGGUUCUAAGUGGUAUGGCCGUCGGAGCCGGCCUGAGCUAUGUGACGCUGCCACAGAAGCCAGACACGUGCCCGAGCAGCAAACCCAGGCCAGCCUGAAAAGUCACCUCUGGCGCUCAGCAUCUCUGGAGAGCGUGGAGAGUCUCAAGUCAGAUGAAGAGGCCGAGAGCACUAAAGAAGCUCAGAAUGAGUUAUUUGAAGCACAAGGACAGCUGCAGACCUGGGAUUCUGAGGACUUUGGGAGCCCCCAGAAGUCCUGCAGCCCUUCCUUUGACACCCCAGAGAGCCAGAUCCGGGGCAUGUGGGAAGAGCUGGGGGUGGGCAGCAGCGGACACCUGAGCGAGCAGGAGCUGGCUGUGGUCUGCCAGAGCGUCGGGCUCCAGGGACUCGAGAAAGAGGAACUCGAAGACCUGUUUAACAAACUGGAUCAAGACGGAGACGGCAAAGUGAGUCUUGAGGAAUUCCAGCUUGGCCUCUUCAGUCAUGAGCCCGCGCUACUUCUGGAGUCUUCCACUCGGGUUAAACCGGGCAAGGCUUGGUCUCAUUACCAGGUCCCAGAGGAGAGCGGCUGCCACACCACCACAACCUCAUCCCUCGUGUCCCUGUGCUCCAGCCUGCGCCUCUUCUCCAGCAUUGACGAUGGUUCUGGCUUCGCUUUUCCUGAUCAGGUCCUGGCCAUGUGGACCCAGGAGGGGAUUCAGAAUGGCAGGGAGAUCUUGCAGAGCCUGGACUUCAGCGUGGACGAGAAGGUGAACCUUCUGGAGCUGACCUGGGCCCUUGACAACGAGCUCAUGACAGUGGACAGUGCCGUCCAGCAGGCAGCCCUGGCCUGCUACCACCAGGAGCUGAGCUACCAGCAAGGGCAGGUGGAGCAGCUGGCAAGGGAGCGUGACAAGGCGAGGCAGGACCUGGAGAGGGCCGAGAAGAGGAACCUGGAGUUUGUGAAAGAGAUGGAUGACUGCCACUCCACCCUGGAGCAGCUCACGGAGAAGAAAAUCAAGCAUCUGGAGCAGGGGUACCGGGAAAGGCUGAGCCUCCUGCGGUCUGAGGUGGAGGCGGAGCGAGAGCUGUUCUGGGAGCAGGCCCACAGGCAGAGGGCCGCGCUGGAGUGGGACGUGGGGCGCCUGCAGGCUGAGGAGGCUGGCCUCCGCGAGAAGCUGACCCUGGCCCUGAAGGAAAACAGUCGCCUACAGAAGGAGAUUGUGGAAGUGGUGGAAAAGCUUUCGGAUUCGGAGAGGCUGGCCCUGAAGCUGCAGAAGGACCUGGAGUUUGUGCUGAAGGACAAGCUGGAGCCACAGAGUGCAGAGCUCCUGGCCCAGGAGGAGCGGUUCGCAGCAGUCCUGAAGGAAUACGAGCUCAAGUGCCGGGACCUGCAGGACCGCAACGAUGAGCUGCAAGCUGAGCUGGAAGGCCUGUGGGCGCGGCUGCCCAAGAACCGGCACAGCCCCUCAUGGAGCCCGGAUGGGCGCAGACGGCAGCUCUCUGGACUCGGCCCAGCAGGCAUUUCAUUCCUGGGUAAUUCUGCUCCAGUGAGUAUAGAAACGGAGCUGAUGAUGGAGCAGGUAAAGGAGCAUUACCAAGACCUCAGGACCCAGCUGGAGACCAAGGUAAAUUACUACGAAAGGGAAAUUGCGGCACUGAAAAGGAACUUUGAGAAGGAGAGGAAGGACAUGGAGCAGGCUCGCAGGCGCGAGGUCAGCGUGCUGGAGGGUCAGAAGGCCGACCUGGAGGAGCUCCACGAGAAGUCUCAGGAGGUCAUCUGGGGCCUGCAGGAGCAGCUGCAGGACACAGCCCGCGGCCCCGAGCCUGAGCAGAUGGGCCUGGCACCCUGCUGCACCCAGGCACUGUGUGGCCUGGCCCUGCGGCAUCAGAGCCACCUGCAGCAGAUCAGGAGAGGAAGUGCCUGGUCAUCGCAGACAGGCUGCUGCUCAGCUGGCACCCACUGUCCUGUGGAGAGCAUUGGCCCCGGCUUAGAAGAGGACAGGCCCUCCCACCACACUGGCCGGGCCACCCCCAGCCUGACAGAAAGUCAUCUUUCCGGCCGGAUGCGGUGGCUCACACCUGUAAUCAGCACUUUGGGAGGCCAAGGCGGGAGAGAGGCUGAGGCGGAGCUGAGUGGAGAGCCGUCAGGGCUGGGAGCCCUGCCCGCUCGCAGAGACCUGACCUUGGAGCUGGAGGAGCCGCCGGAGGGACCUCUGCCACGCGGGAGCCAGAGGUCGGAGCAGCUGGAGCUGGAGAGGGCACUGAAGCUGCAGCCCUGUGUGAGCGAGAAGCGCGCCCAGAUGUGCGUAUUGUUGGCCCUCGAGGAGGAGGAGUUGGAGCUUGCCCGCGGGAAGCGAGUGGACGGGCCCUCCCGGGAAGCAGAGAUGCUGCAGGCCCUGCCGAAAGAUGGGCUGGUGGCAGGAAGUGGCCGGGAGGGCGCACGUGGCCUCCUACCACUGCGUCCGGGCUGUGGGGAGCGGCCACUGGCCUGGCUGGCCCCAGGUGAUGGCAGAGAGUCUGAGGAGGCGGCAGGAGCCGGGCCUCGCGGAGGCAGGCAAGCCCAGGACACAGAAGCUACGCAGAGCCCGGCCCCCGCCCCUGCCCCGGCAUCCCACGGCCCCUCAGAGAGGUGGUCACGCAUGCAGCCCUGUGGAGUGGAUGGGGAUAUUGUCCCAAAGGAGCCAGAGCCUUUCGGCGCGAGCGCAGCGGGGCUGGAGCAGCCUGGAGCCCGGGAGCUGCCUCUGCUGGGAACAGAGAGAGACGCCUCGCAAACCCAGCCACGGAUGUGGGAGCCACCCCUGAGGCCGGCCGCUUCGUGCAGGGGACGGGCUGAGAGGCCACAGGCCAUUCAGGAAGAGCGAGCACGAAGCUGGAGCAGGGGCACCCAGGAGCAGGCCUCGGAGCAGCAGGCCCGGGCCGAGGGCGCCCUGGAGCCUGGGUGUCACAAGCACAGCGUGGAGGUUGCCAGGAGAGGGUCCUUGCCAUCCCACCUCCAGGUUGCAGACCCGCAGGGUUCCUGGCAGGAGCAGCUUGCUGCCCCGAAAGAGGGGGAGACCAAAAUAGCGCUGGAGAGAGAGAAGGAUGACAUGGAAACCAAACUUCUACAUCUGGAAGACGUCGUCCGGGCUCUGGAGAAACAUGUAGAUUUGAGAGAGAACGACAGACUGGAGUUCCAUAGACUUUCUGAAGAAAACACUUUGUUGAAAAACGAUCUGGGAAGGGUUCGGCAAGAGCUUGAAGCUGCAGAAAGUACUCACGAUGCACAGAGGAAGGAAAUUGAGGUUUUAAAGAAAGACAAGGAAAAGGCCUGCUCUGAGAUGGAGGUGCUCAACAGACAGAAUCAGAACUACAAGGAUCAAUUAUCCCAGCUCAAUGUCAGGGUUCUUCAACUGGGACAGGAGGCUUCUACCCACCAGGCCCAAAACGAGGAGCAUCGUGUGACCAUUCAGAUGUUAACACAGAGCCUGGAGGAGGUGGUGUGCAGCGGGCAGCAGCAGAGUGACCAAAUCCAAAAACUUAGAGUUGAACUUGAAUGCCUGAAUCAGGAACAUCAGAGCCUGCAGCUGCCAUGGUCAGAGCUGACCCAGACCCUUGAGGAAAGUCAAGACCAGGUGCCACAUCUGCUGGCCCCGCAGAUGAGAGGCGCGGGAGGUGCAGACACAGGAGGCUGGGCUAUGGUGGCAGGGGCUCGUGGUCCAGGACAGACAGGUGUGUGCAGGGGCAGCCGAGCAGGGGCCUCAGGGAGGGGAGCCGGCUCGGGAUGCUUGUGGAGGGGGUGGCUCAAGGGAGAGGAGAAGAGCAGGUGUGUAACGGCCAAAGGUGCCCAGAGGGCGAGUGCCCAAUGUGGACACAGGUGCGGGGCACACUUGGAAGCUUGGCUACAGAGAGGAAAGGGGGCUGUGGGAAAGGGUCUCUCCCCACCUGCCUGUGAGGCUCGGCUGAGCCUCUGCACCUGGUACCCCCCGGCGCUGGCCCUGGCGCCCUGUGCAGAGGCACCCCCUAGACGUCCUGAGGCACAGAGGGGUCAGCUGGGCAUGGACCCCAGAGCUUUCUGAGGCGCUGUUGGGGCUCCCAUAGGCUCUUGGCCUUGCAGCUACAGGCUGUCAGUUUUCCAGAGGUGCUCUGCCUAUUUGGGGCACCCUUCUCUACUUUUGAGUCUAAAAGGAACCCUGGAAAAUUGCCUGGGCCAGUUCGAGUCCUUUGAGGUGAGGAGUAAGGCCACCUGAAAAGGCCAGCACUUCCUCAGCACCUGGCGCUGGGAGGCAUCGCUGGGGCCAAGGGAGAGCAUUCCACACCCCUGGGGCCACGCCUGCCACCAGCCUCUCAGUUGGGAAGCACCUCACCAAGUCUGUCCUUGCAGCCAUGUGGGUCACCCCUUCUUCCUCGUGAUUUAGAGGAAGACGCUCCCCCAAAGCACGUGGCUUCCAGUCAGCAUCAGGAAGCUGGGGGCUUCCAGGGUAGCUCAGGACACUCUGGAAAAGGCAGAUGGGGCUCCCUAAGAGUGGCCACGAGAGGCUGGGCCUGAAGCUGAUGUGUUUGCCGUUUCCAUGUGGGAGGGAAGCUAGGGCAGUCACUGUCAUGCCCAUGUGUGGUUCAGGAGGAAGGCCCCAGAGGCCAGAGCAGACAAGAGGGAUGGGGCCUCGUAGAGGAGCUCAGAGGGCGGAGGGUCUCCCAGGGGAGCUCAGAGGGCAAAGGGAUGGGGACUCACAGGGCCCUCUCCACGGGAAGGACAGGAAGGGUGGCUGCACUCAGGAUGGGAGAUGAUGCCCCCGCGUCUGCCGCUCUGCCUCACUCCAGCACCCAGAACACAAAUGUCCUUGUUUCCAGUGCUCCCCUGGGGACGUCUUUCCCUGUCCCUGUGACUGUCAAGGUCUGUAGAUGUGGCCCGUCUCGCGUUGCCAAGGAAGGAGAUGAAGAGGACUGGAUGGCUCUCCAUUCAGUAGAUGUUUACAGGCUGCCCACCAUGGGCAGAGAUCCCCCUUGGGCUGGACCCUGGCCAUGCUGUGGAGCGGCUUAAUUAGUGGGGGUUCGGUCCCAGGAUGGCUGUGAGGGGUGGUGCAGUCCAAGGACCUGCAAGCAUCAGAGCCCAGGGAGUUGGGGUGCCGGGCCAGAGCCUUCCUGGGUGGGUAGAUGUGCUUGACGCGUGGGAGUCCCGCAGGCCUGGGGGGCAGCAGCCAGAGUGACCAUCUGAGACGAGCCUUCGGGAGAAGGCUGCAUUUGGUGGAGAUGCUAUUUAGAACUGGUUCUUCCCUCCUUUUCUGUCUCAAAC
Messenger RNA from Pan troglodytes (chimpanzee), 6260 nucleotides. It is a transcript of the gene NINL, whose product is annotated as ninein like. Gene Ontology annotation, cellular component: centrosome. The transcript has 23 exons. Gene Ontology annotation, molecular function: calcium ion binding. Bases 646 to 5046 code for a protein of 1466 amino acids. NCBI's taxonomy places the organism in Eukaryota, Metazoa, Chordata, Mammalia, Primates, Hominidae. Gene Ontology annotation, biological process: microtubule anchoring at centrosome. The record is from RefSeq and is a predicted model, not a curated record.